AGGCACACACACGCACAUUGCCAAACCACCAUGGAACAGAGAGAGAGAGAGCGGUUGAGCAGGAAGAGAGGGAUAGCAAUAGACCGGGUAGAGAAGGGAUAAGGGGAGGGAGAAAAGAAGGAGGGGAUUGUUGGGGAGUUAGGAAAAAUGUAUAAAAAGAGGGAGAGAGAGUAAAAGAACAGAAAAUAAGAGAUUUCAAAAGCGUUCAAUGACUCGACUAUCAGAUGCAAUGUCCACCCACAGGGAUCCUCCACCUCCCCUCAUAAUCCUCACACUGGCCCUUCUCCAUGGAUACUCCUCCUUCGCUGCACCCUCUGACGUCUCAGGGACCAACCACACAGCCACCCUUCCUCUAAGACCACACGGACGCAUGUAUGAAAUGUUGGCGCUCUCCUCAAAUGAUGACUAUGACCUGAAUUGGGACACCACUCCACCCCCGCCUACUUCCUCACGGGGCACCAAUCCUCAGUCCUGUGACUACAACCCCUGCCGGGAGCUACAGACCCCCUGUGCCCAGCUGGCAGCCUCUAGCGGCUGCCUGUGUCCAGGGGUGAGUGGGCCCCACGUGGCCCCAGAGCCUCCAGACCUUAAGAGACUGUCUAUGGAAGGGCCAGGGGUGGUUGUUCAGUGGUGUGCACCAUCGUCUGUUGUGACCCAUUAUGAGGUGGUGGUGGGUACCCUGGAGCCCCUGGUGUUUGGGGAGGACAAGAGGAGUGGUGUUGUGGGAAAGGUGGGGCAGGGGGUGGAGGUGUGUGUGGUGGCGGUGAAUGACGCAGGAGUCAGCGAGCGUCAGAGGCGGUCCUGUAUGAUGUACCAGCCCCCUGGAGACAGUAAUCUGGCCCUAAAAGCUGGGCUGAUCGGAGGGGCCCUGGGGCUCCUGCUGCUCCUCACACUGGCUGUCCUGCUUUGGAGGCACAGGGCUCGGAGAAAAGCAGGUGCCAGGAUCACCCAGGCCACGGAGGAAACACUAUGAAAGGACUGAAGGAAGGCUAUGGAAGAGGCUAACUCAAGAGUAGCUGUCCAGAACUGAGGCAUAUUUUACCAUAAGAGACUGUUGUCUGUCUGUCUGUCUGUCUGUGCGUGCGUGUGUACACGUACUGAACAGGAUGCUGAAUAGGCCUGUGCUCACCGAAAGGCAGGAGGCACUCAGUCAGUCAGGUGAUAUGAAACAGCUUCCUGUCUUCUGUACACAUCUCAAUUCAAACAAUGACUCAUCUCCUUUUGCUGACUUCAACUGCAUUCACAGCCCAGAUAAAAUGCUCAAGCAAAUACAUUCAAAAUUAAACAAGAUGCAGGUAACAUAACAUAACAUAAUAUAAUUUAAAAAUAUUAAAACAAUGAUUUAACAUUUGUUAUUCCUUAUAUAAAAAAAACAGUUUGUCUUUUCUUGCUCAUCAUUGAAAUAAUAUACAUAGUCUAGAGGAGAAACGUUUUAAACGGUUUCAGAAAAGGAAGUGAAUUCUCGUCUUAUGUUCUGUAAAGGCAACCAUACAGCAGUUUUCAGUUACAAACAGCUGUUUAACUAGCGGUCUAUUGAAAUCCCUCUUGAAUGGGUUUGUGAGACAAUGUCAUAGAAAAUAUUGGUCGCCCAAUUCUAUAGUAUUGGCAUCAGAACAAAAGUAGCACCAGUGUUCUAUUUCCCCACAGAUGAGAUUCAUGUGAAAGCUUGUGCUGGAUGGGAAAUGGGGAGGGGUAUGUAACCUCUUCCCCAGGCUAUAAUGAAAUGCAUUUGGCCGGCCGAGUCUAAGGGGGAUGUGACACAGGAUGUUAUCCUCCUUUAGGAAUAGUCUAAGUGGAAAUAUAUAGGAAAAGUCAAUGUGGGAUCCAACUCUGACAUCACUCCAAGGAAGUCGAUAUGUAAAAGUCAGGGUAAUUUUUAUCUACCUUUAUUUAACUAGGCAAGUCAGUUAAGAACAAAUUCUUAUUUCCAAUGACGGCCUAGGAACAGUGGAUUAACUGCCUGUUCAGGGGCAGAACGACAGAUUUGGACCUUGUCAGCUCGGAAAUUUGAACAUGAAACCUUUCGGUGAUUAGUCCAACGCUCUAACCACUAGGCUACCCUGCCGCCCCGUUAAAGUUAGGGUUACGGUUAGUGUUUAGGGUAGGGAUGUCCCAAGGUUCCCGCUAAGCAUCUACUGUACAAUAUACACUGAGUGUACAAAAUAUUAGGAACACUUGCACUUUCCAUGACAUAGACUGACUGACCAGGUGAAGGUGCCAGGCUCACCGGUUUGAGUGUGUCAACAACUGCAACACUGCUGGGUUUUUCACUCUCAACCGUUUCCCAUGUGUAUCGAGAAUGGUCCACCACCAAAAGGAUAUUCAGACAACUUGUCAACUGUGGGAAGCAUUGGAGUCAACAUAGGUCAGCAUCAACAUGGUCAGCAUCCCUGUGGAUUGCUUUCGACACCUUGUCGAGGACGUGCCAUGACGAAUUGUUCUGAGGGCAAAAGGGGGUGCAACUCAAUAUUAGGAAGAUGUUCCUAAUGUUUUCUACACUCAGUAUAUAUCAGGGCCAUAUAGGCUAGUCUGAGUACCAGUCUGUUUAGCUAACAUUCCACUCCUUUUACUCAGAGUCAUUUCGCAGAUGAAAGACAUGGGGCCGAGGGCUGAGGGUUAAUAUGUUUACCAGAUCUACCACUAAGGGGCAGCAGACUCCAUAGAUCCAGAUUUCUGAUACUGGUAGGCAAAGUCUCCCUCAAAUAUUGGUACAAAAGUAUAGCCUACAAACAGACUUGGCACUGAACAUACAAUAUGACAAUUAUUGAAAUAAAUGUCAAUACUACACUAUUUGUGUUGGUUUGGUCAUUAGGCCUACUUUAAUUCCUUUGUAAUUUGCAGCCUCAUAUAAAUACAGUUAGUAAGUGCCUAUUGCCUACUAGGUUUAUUUAAAGCCUACAAGGCUGGGGUUUUUGGUCAUACCAAAGAGUAUUGACUAUUCAUACCAUAGCCAUUAUUGUCAGAUGGGUAGCCAGCAUUUGUUGAUCCCCCUCGUUUGAUCUCCGAGUGGCCAUUGAUUUGGCGGCAGAGGGCUUGUUCAAAAAUGGCAGUCGACUAUGCAGGCGACUACCGAAUGACUGCUCUACAAAGAACCUUGCAUCAUAAAUAACUAGACUCAUUAUUAUUUGUAGAUCAGUCACAAUUUACCCAUGAUACAUUAUAGUUUUGAUCCUCUUGAACAAGGCCAGUGUCACUCCAUCGAAUGGAAGCCAGAGCCUUCGUGCACAAACCCAUGCAGUGUGAUAAAUGUAAAUGAUUUGGUUAUCUGUCUGUAAACGAGAGCAGUAUCAUAUGCCAGCUGAGCCUAAAUGCUACAAUUGUGGUGGUGAACAUGCACCUGAAUUUCUGAAUCAAAUCAAAUGUAUUUAUAAAGCCCUUCUUACAUCAGCUGAUAUCUCAAAGUGCUGUACAGAAACCCAGCCUAAAACCCCAAACAGCAAGCAAUGCAGGUGUAGAAGCACGGUGGCUAGGAAAAAACUGCCUAGAAAGGCCAAAACCUAGGAAGAAACCUAGAGAAGAACCAGGCUUGCAUUAGUCAUUUAGGUCAACAUUGGAUCAUUCAGAGAUCCUCACUGAACUUCUGGAGAGAGUUUGCUGCACUGAAAGUAAAGGGGCUGAAUAAUUUUGCACGCCCAAUUUUUCAGUUUUUGAUUUGUUAAAAAAGUUUGAAAUAUCCAAUAAAUGUCGUUCCACUUCAUGAUUGUGUCCCACUUGUU
Molecule: messenger RNA, 3716 nt
Organism: Oncorhynchus masou masou (cherry salmon)
Lineage: Eukaryota; Metazoa; Chordata; Actinopteri; Salmoniformes; Salmonidae
Product: leucine-rich repeat neuronal protein 4-like
Exons: 2
Coding region: 209-973 (254 amino acids)
Source: RefSeq, a predicted model, not a curated record